AGUGUCGAAUCCAAGGGGGCUGUGUUGUGUGCGAUUACUUUCCUGAGACGGAGAGGCAGAGAGACCUAUAAACAAAAACAAAAAACAAAAAUAAAAAUGGCCAUUUCUCAAAGUCUGAGCAGAGGCAGAGCAGCAGCUCACCAAAACCCCUCACAACCCUAAUUCUAAUUCCACAGGUUUUAUUACAGCAAUCGUUUACUAGGAAAUGAGCCAACCGUCAGUGAUACUUGCAACUGCCAGCUAUGAUCACUCCAUUCGGUUUUGGGAGGCCAAAAGUGGUCGCUGCUACCGUACUAUCAAUUACCAGGAUUCGCAUGUUAAUCGGCUUGAGAUAACCCCAGAUAAGCACUACCUGGCUGCAGCUGGUAAUCCACACAUUCGAUUGUUUGAUGUUAACUCAAACAGCCCUCAACCAGUGAUGAGCUAUGAUUCACAUACUAACAAUGUGAUGGCAGUGGGGUUUCAAUGUGAUGGAAACUGGAUGUAUUCAGGUUCUGAGGAUGGCACAGUAAAAAUUUGGGAUUUGAGAGCUCCAGGUUGUCAACGGGAAUAUGAAAGCCGAGCAGCUGUCAACACUGUUGUGCUGCACCCAAACCAGACUGAACUUAUAUCUGGGGACCAGAAUGGGAAUAUUCGUGUGUGGGAUUUAACAGCAAAUUCAUGUAGCUGUGAACUGGUGCCAGAGGUUGAUACGGCCGUACGAUCUCUAACUGUAAUGUGGGAUGGGAGCUUGGUAGUUGCAGCAAAUAAUCAUGGGACAUGUUAUGUUUGGCGCUUGUUGCGAGGGACCCAGACUAUGACAAACUUUGAGCCACUUCAUAAGCUGCAAGCACACAAGGGAUAUAUUCUCAAAUGCCUUCUUUCGCCCGAGUUCUGUGAGCCACACAGAUAUCUGGCAACUGCAUCUUCUGACCACACUGUCAAGAUAUGGAAUGUUGAUGGCUUCACAUUGGAGAAAACUCUAAUAGGUCAUCAACGUUGGGUAUGGGACUGUGUGUUCUCAGUAGAUGGUGCCUUUCUUAUAACAGCUUCCUCUGAUACGACGGCAAGACUUUGGUCCAUGUCAACUGGUGAAGAUAUCAAGACGUAUCAGGGACAUCAUAAGGCAACUGUUUGCUGUGCUCUCAAUGAUGGAGCCGAACCCUCUGCAUCGUGAAUCUAGAAAAUUGUUUGUUUUCAUGUGCUGCUGUGUAGGAGCAUGUAGCAGUGGCAUUUUGGUACAUUGCCAACAUGUUUUAACGGCUAGCAUUACACAUCAUCAUGGUUUUAUGCCAAUGAAUGGUGAGGAGGAUGAUUUGUCACUACUAUACCCGGAUUUGGUGUUUACUUCCAAGGAAAAAUACUAGUACACACCCUUUUACACACUUGAAAUGCACUGAAAUUGUGGCUUGAAGUCACAAUUUCUAACUUGGAAAUUAUGGCUUCAAGUCAUGAUUUCAAUGCAUUUCAAGUGUGUGUGUAAGAAUAGGUGUAACAGGGUGUGUAUAAUAAACAUUACCCUUACUUCAAAUCCUAACUCUCUUUCCAUCAAGUUAUGAACAAAUCAUAAUCAUAUUCACAAGCAGGACUUAUUAUAGUUGAUUAUAUUAUAUUGUGAUUGGUAUACAAUAAAAGUGAAUUUAUUUGCUUA
Molecule: messenger RNA, 1630 nt
Organism: Quercus robur (English oak)
Lineage: Eukaryota; Viridiplantae; Streptophyta; Magnoliopsida; Fagales; Fagaceae
Product: target of rapamycin complex subunit LST8-1
Exons: 11
Coding region: 206-1156 (316 amino acids)
Biological process (GO): TOR signaling; regulation of actin cytoskeleton organization
Cellular component (GO): TORC2 complex; TORC1 complex
Molecular function (GO): protein binding
Source: RefSeq, a predicted model, not a curated record